AUGGUAUGCGGUAUGCGAGUUCUAGAUGAAUGUUGUUGUAUUUGCAUCCUCAUAUGCUGUAUGUGCAUCCCAAGGGUUAGUUGCGACCUUAUGCGUUGUGAGACUACCAGGAAAAACCCAAACCACCGUAGAUCCGCUGCCGCUAGCUUGAUUCAGGGAGUGUACAGUCAAGAACACGACCGCCAGCUGAAUCGCCAAGGCCAUCAAGCAAUUGCUCCUCACUGGUGGGACUUCUUCAAUUUUCGGUUAUUCGACGUGUUGGUUGACAACGCUGAUCGCUCGAUCUUUGGUGCCAUUUACGAGUUCAAAUCCCUACCUCCCUACGGUCACCACUAUCCACUCCACAGCCCUACAAGAUACGUGGUUGCCUUCCGUGGUAAGAUGACCGGAUGGGAGACCAUGUCACAGGCCCUCACGUUGGAUCUCAAGGUCAUUCGGAAUACGCUUGAACAGAGCCCCCUCUUUCAGCAUGCAAUGCAAGCUGUGCAACACACGGUUUCCAUAGCCGGAGCCGCAAACAUGUGCUUAGCCGGACAUUCAUUAGGUUCGGCCAUGGCGCUGCUAGCUGGAAAGAACAUGGCUACAAUGUGUUACGUUACAAUUGCUCUAAAAGCUCUAAAUCAAAGGCCUCAAACAGGUGACUGGUUUGCUACGUUGUCGGGGUGGAUUCCGUACCUUUUUGUGAAUCCGUCCGAUCCUAUUUCCGCAGAGUAUGUUGGGUAUUUUGAACACAGGGAUAGGAUGGCGGCGAUUGAAGCCAGAGCUAUUGAAAGGCUUUCUACAAGGAAUUCAAUAUCAGGUGCAAUUGAACCACUGCAUCUCCUUCCUUCAGCGUGUCUGACUAUUAAUGGGAGCCCCGUUCAAGGUCUUAGGCAGGCGCAUGGGCUAGACCAAUGGUGGAAGCCGAAUAUUCAAUGCCGGUCCAAGCUUCAGCUGAUAAGUAAUUGA
Molecule: messenger RNA, 948 nt
Organism: Rhododendron vialii
Lineage: Eukaryota; Viridiplantae; Streptophyta; Magnoliopsida; Ericales; Ericaceae
Product: GDSL esterase/lipase At4g10955-like
Exons: 4
Coding region: 1-948 (315 amino acids)
Source: RefSeq, a predicted model, not a curated record